This is a messenger RNA of Gongylonema pulchrum, 363 nucleotides long. NCBI's taxonomy places the organism in Eukaryota, Metazoa, Nematoda, Chromadorea, Rhabditida, Gongylonematidae. The record is from the annotation of a GenBank genome assembly.
CCUUUUACUGUAUUUCGAGGUACCCAGCGCAUAAUUUUGUAUACAUUUCUUGAGAUUUUCUUUUUAACACUUUUCAUGUCGAUGGUACACAUAUUCACUGGGAUAACAUGUAUGAUGAGGCUCAUUAUCCGCAACCGUUACAGAGGCCGCCCAAUUCAUUCACGUCAGGAUACCGAAUUUAUCGAUGACAACGGUAUUCCAGUACCAAUUCUUGGAGAGGCAACGUCUCUGAAAAGUGCAAACAGUGGUCGAAGCGGACGUCUGACCAAAACACUCAAGAAGUACUUUUUCCUGAUUUUUAAAAAAAGGCAUAAAACAAAGGAUUUCGUAGGUGAAACUCUGAAGACAAUUUCUACAACAUAG